AAGAGGAGCAGGAUGCUCCAUGGGCUCACCCCGAUGGGGACAUGUGGCCUGGGGGGGGGCCUUGCACUGCAGAAUCCGGCCUGACGGCACAUGCAUGUCCCAUGUCCUCAUGUCCCCACGUCUGUCUGUGCAUCCUGGCACCCAGGAGCCACCCCCAUCACCUUCCAUGCCCAACUGCGGGGUCACCCCGACCUGCCCCGGUGGCUGCGCUGCGCCCAGCGUGGACCCUACAGCUCGGCUUUCCUCUAUGGCAGCCCCACCGCUGCGGAGGUGGGCACGCACGUCAUCGAGGUGCUGGCGUCCAACCGGCUCACCUACGAGACAGUGGCACAGCGGCUCAUCAUCUCCAUUGUCCCCUCUCCAGGGGGGGAUCCACCGUACCAGGGUGAGUUCCUGGUGGGGAACCGCAACGUGGAGGAGCUGCUGCCGGCGGCCGCGCGGGAGCAGUUUGUGCAGGCGUUGUCCGGCGUCUGGGAGCACGACGACCUCCGCAUCAUCAACGUCACCUCAGCUCUGGACCGGGGGGGCCGCGUCCCGCUGCCCAUCGAGGGGCGCAAGGAGGGGGUGUACGUGAAGGUGGGCUCCCACGCCGCCUUCUCGCCGUGCCUGGUGGCCGCCAGCUCCCCCCAGAGCCAAUUCCGCUGCCGCCUGGGCCAGCAGCCCCUCGCCUCCUGCUAUGACACCUUUGCACCCCACUUCGCCAUCCGCUGGUGCAACCUCACCCUGCCUAUGGGCUGA
Messenger RNA from Numida meleagris (helmeted guineafowl), 738 nucleotides. It is a transcript of the gene SGCA, whose product is annotated as sarcoglycan alpha. Bases 91 to 738 code for a protein of 215 amino acids. Gene Ontology annotation, cellular component: membrane; sarcoglycan complex. The transcript is spliced from 5 exons. The record is from RefSeq and is a predicted model, not a curated record. Gene Ontology annotation, molecular function: calcium ion binding. NCBI's taxonomy places the organism in Eukaryota, Metazoa, Chordata, Aves, Galliformes, Numididae.